AUGAGCGUUCUGUUGUAUUUGUUUUUAAGUGUUCAUGGAAAUAACUUCGUAGAUAAAAUCAUAAGAACAGAUCAAAGUAUCAUAGAAGAUUCUAUUUUGGAUACCUUCACACUUAUACGUAAAUAUGGCUAUCCUUGCGAGAUACAUCGAGUGUAUACAGAAGACAAAUAUAUUUUGGAAAUGCACAGAGUACCUCACGGGGUAAACAAAACAAGCAAUAGCAGUAGGCCAGUUAUAUUUCUCCAACAUGGCUUACUUUCAUCAUCUGCAGAGUGGGUACUUAUGAGGCCUGGGAAGGGACUUGCUUAUAUUCUAGCUGAUGCAGGCUAUGACGUGUGGAUGGGAAAUGCCAGAGGCAACACAUACUCUCGCCAUCAUGUUUCCACAAAACCUACGCAAUCUUCGUUUUGGCAGUUCAGUUGGCACGAGAUUGGUUAUUAUGACCUACCAGCAAUGAUAGAUUAUGUCCUUAACGAAACAGGCGUCGAUAAAGUACAAUAUAUUGGUUUCUCUCAAGGAACCACAGCAUUCUGGGUAAUGGCUUCCACGAGACCUGAAUAUAACAAUAAAAUAUCGGCAAUGCACGCUCUAGCACCAAUCGCUUUUAUAAGCAACAUAAAAAGCCCUCUUAUAAAGACUCUUGGACCCUUCACCAAUUCUCUUGAACUCGUCAUGAAAAUGUUAGGCGCCAAUGAAUUUUUGCCUAAUGGUAAAAUAAAUGAACUGGCCGGAGAAAAAUUCUGCUUGGAAGAGGCUGUGACACAAGUUUUAUGUAAAAAUCUUUUAUUUCUGAUUUGCGGAUUUAAUAACGAACAACUAAAUAAUACAAUGUUACCAGUGGUGCUUGGACAUACUCCUGCGGGCGCGUCAACGAAGCAAAUAAUCCAUUUCGGCCAGUUGUACAAUUCAAACAAAUUCGUUCAAUUCGACUAUGGACGUUUCAAGAACAGACGACUCUAUGGAAGUAGACAACCUCCGUCUUAUAACUUAACUGCUAUAACGUCACCGGUUUUCUUACAUUAUGCUGACAAUGAUUGGUUGUCAACACCGACUGAUGUACACAGACUAAUGCUGGAACUGCCUGUCGUCGUUGGCAAGUAUCGAGUACCAAUGAAGACUUUCAAUCAUUUGGAUUUUGUUUUCGCUAACGACGCCAAUAAAUUAAUUUAUGAUCGUUUAUUAAAUAUUAUGUCA
Papilio xuthus (Asian swallowtail) is the source of this 1194-nucleotide messenger RNA. RefSeq names its product lipase 3. Gene Ontology annotation, molecular function: hydrolase activity, acting on ester bonds. The annotation marks the transcript as partial. The record is from RefSeq and is a predicted model, not a curated record. Gene Ontology annotation, biological process: lipid metabolic process. Lineage: Eukaryota; Metazoa; Arthropoda; Insecta; Lepidoptera; Papilionidae. The transcript is spliced from 6 exons.